This is a messenger RNA of Saprolegnia diclina VS20, 1236 nucleotides long. RefSeq lists its product as hypothetical. NCBI's taxonomy places the organism in Eukaryota, Oomycota, Saprolegniomycetes, Saprolegniales, Saprolegniaceae. The coding region runs from base 1 to 1236 and encodes 411 amino acids. The record is from RefSeq and is a predicted model, not a curated record. The transcript has a single exon.
AUGCUCCGCAGUGCGCUCGUCUUCCUCUUUGCCGCCUGCCACACGGUCGCCGCCAUGGGCGUGGCGUACGACACGUACAACGCCAAGGACAUCGACAAGCACUUUCGCUCGAUCAAGACGCGCUUCUCGGCGGUCCGUACGUACCAGACGUACCUCUGGAACCCGACUCGGAAUGCGAUCGACGCGGCGAGUGACAACAACUUGCCGAUUUACGCUGGCAUUUGGCUCCGCAAUGGCAUGGACUACAACGCCGAGGUGAACGCGGUCAUUGACGGCUGCAAGCGCCACGGCGACAUCGUCAAGGCCGUCUUUGUCGGCAACGAAGACAUUAGCAACGGCUGGAACCAGUGGCAGGUGCGCGACAAGGUCAACGACGUGCGGGGUCGCCUCCGCGCCGCAGGCAUCAACGUCCGCGUCGGCACGGUGCAGACCGACGGCGACUGGCUCAACAACCCCGACUUGGCCAACGCGUGCGAUAUCAUGGGCGUCAACAUCUACGCCUUCUUUGGCGGGUCGCCCAACUCGUGGAACAACCCGAUCUCGGAUCUCGACGCGCGCUGGAACCAGAUGACCAACAAGUUUGGCGGCAACAAGCUGCUCUUGACCGAGACCGGGUGGCCGUUUGGCGGCGGCAACAACGGCAACCACGUCUCCAACUGGGGCAACGCGGUCGACUACUUCAACAAGGUCAACGCGUGGUCGAGCUCCAAGGGCGGCGAGAACCCGAUCUACUUCAUGUACCACGACAACCCGAACAAGGGCGGGUACGAAGCGCAGUUUGGUGUCGCCAACGCCAACGGCGACUACAAGUUUGACUUUUCGGCCACGACGCCCGGCAGCGGCGGUGGCAACGACGACAAGCCCAGCGGCCAGUUCCAGCUCAUUACGAACCGCGGCAAGGCGCUCCGUGAAUGGUACGGCGGUGUCGCGGCCAAGGACAACAACUGGGACGGCUUCACCAAGUGGACGUACGAUGCCAACACGCAGCAGAUCAAGAACUACGGCGCCAACAAGUGCCUCGACGCGUACAUGGACGGCAACAACGUCAAGGUGCACGUGUACGACUGCGACGGCAACAACUCGAACCAGAAAUGGCGGCUCAGCGGCGCCAAGGUCAUCCACGCGCGCUUCAACAACAUCUGCCUCGACGCCGAUGUCAACGACUCGAACGAAGCCGCUCAGGUCUGGUGGUGCGUCGACAACAACACCAACCAGAUCUUUAAGAUUGGCUACUAA